This is a messenger RNA of Clonostachys byssicola, 5958 nucleotides long. The record is from the annotation of a GenBank genome assembly. Lineage: Eukaryota; Fungi; Ascomycota; Sordariomycetes; Hypocreales; Bionectriaceae.
AUGGACAAAAACAAGGAUUCCCCGUCAGAAGCGCUUACUCUUGAUGGUUUCGGGUCCGUUUCUCUCGACGCUCUUCAAAUAGAGGACUCCCAUUAUGAGGAUGGAACACGCGUCCUUAUGCGAAUUUCUGGGAAUAAUCGGACUCACACUCCCCCCAAUCAAAUUGGAAAUAUUCAAAUACUUACUACAGCCCCGCAAGAUGCUUUGGCGCAGCAAGAAGCCAAGCACGAAUUGUUCGCCAUCAGUCAAAGCCCCAACGAGACUAAGUUUUCUAUGCGAAUUCCCGCAGAGACUCAAAAUGAUUGUCUACGGCCUGCCCUAUGGUGGGACAUGUACUUCAGUCCUAUCAAUGAUAACAUCAUCUUAAUGAAUAGGUCAGACGUUCAGCUCAGUUGUCACAGCCUAGUUUCUCGCACCACGGUGAACAUCAACUCGAGGAUGGCACAGAGUUUGAGUCCUGCCACCUGGCGCAUGACUGUAACGGAUAUUGCCAUUGCAGAAUUCAGGAUCAUACCAAAACAACAACACGGAAAAGCCAUCGCGCUAGACCUAAGCCAGGGCAUUGCAACAACGAAUUUCAUGGAAAACAAUCCAUUGCUCAGUAACAACGAUACUGAGUCUGUCACGGUUCCGGGACGAAUUGUUGAUCAGUACCGCAUUCUCAGGCACCGCAGUAUUUCAAGAUCUGCCUUGUCCACCAUUUAUCUUGCGGAAGAUUCAAGGCGUCCGGGUCUCAUCGCUGUGAAGGUUCUUCACCCACAAAGAGCAGCUCACAAUGUGUCAUGCAUCGACUUCGUCCAUCUGGCUGGAAGGUGGGAAAGGCAAGUUAAAAACUAUCAAGGCCUGAAGCACAAGUCCAUUGUUCAAUACUAUGGCCAUGACGCCCGAUUUCUAUCUAUAUAUAUGGAGUCAGUCGAUGCCCAAGACUUGGGAAGUCGCCAGUGGCGCGACGUUGCCAAUGGAAACGAGUUCACAGGAGAGAAAGCCGAUGCAUCAAGGAUUGCAAAGGAUAUAUCCAGCGCGUUAAGUUAUAUACAUGAGCAUGGCGUGAUUCAUAAUGAUAUUAAGCCAGCAAACAUCCUAUACUCAUACUCACGAGGGGGGGUGCUCUGCGAUUUUGGAUGUUCAACUACAACCAAGACUUCGUCGUUCACUGGUGGCACGCCAUACUACAUCCCCCCAGAAUUUAUUGGAACGAAGAUUCGUGGCCCGCCUUCUGAUAUCUGGGCGCUGGGCAUUACCGUGCUCUAUCUGCUCCGUAAAACUGGUCUCCCUGAUGGACGCGCAAAACGCGGCCGCGCUCAAUCGCUAUAUUGGCUGAUUGCGGGGGUGAACAACAAGAACCUCCCCCAUACGACAAUUGGUAACGGGAGGUCGGCCGUCGAUCAAAUGAUUCAAUGGCUUACAGAGGUCCAUGGUCUCAGGGCCAGCCUCAAUGUAAAUGACCCGCUUGAGCAAUUGGUCUUCAAAAUGCUAGCACUGAAUCCUGAUGAGCGUAUUAGUGCCAAGAGUCUGGCACAACAGGCAGAGAAUCUUGACGAACAUUCUCAUCAAAAUCAAGCAGAUCAAUUCUUCGUCAUUCACCCCGAAGAUCAAAACCCCCCCUGCAAUACGCUCUGUGUUGGGAACCUGUCAGUACAUACAAAUGAGGAACAGCUUAAGGGACUGUUUUGCAAACAAAAAGGAUACAAGCGACUUCGCUUUCGUACGAAGCAGGAUGGAGCAAUGUGUUUUGUGGAAUUUGAAGACGCCUCGCUUGCUUCAACGGCACUUUAUUCUCAAGCUCGUAACAUCCUUGAGCUGAAGAGUACACACGGAGCUAUAAGGCUUAAUUUCGCAAAGAACCCUCUCAACACUACAUCUGUCAACAAUGAUGUUCUUUCGGGGGACGACCAAGAUCUCAGCCUUUCAAAAAGCUUUGAAGAUGCGGACUCGCCCUCGGGAGCUGUAAUUUCGUUGCCGCCUGCGAGUGUGUCAGACCAAUACAAGGUACCUCCUACGGACUCAGGAUACGCAUCUACGAAUCCAAUUGCCAGAGGAUUUGAAUCACUGAAAAAACAGGAAAGCCAGGCUCCUGCACCAUCGCGGGAGGAACUAGCGAGCGAUGACGCUGAUGACACAGCAACACAGUAUUCUAAUCUUUCCAGUUUCUCGAUUUCGAGGAGCCAUAAACUAAUAUGGGAACUCGCGAGUGAUCUAUUCAACAAACUGAACUUGUGCAACGCGAAUGAAGCCACGAGGCAAAGAGUCUCAGCCAUCAUGCCAGAACUGCUAAAAUCCUUCGCGUUCAGGAUUGGCUACCGGGCACCAUCUCAAAUGCAUCGAGAUAUCAUGUCUUUUGUCCAUAGAAACAGACGUGAUAUUGCUUCAGCCUUUAUUGAUAUUGCCUUCGCAGAAGAUCCAGAAAUCACUGAUGAGAACAUUGAUUCCUCUGAUGCCAUGGAUCUGGAAGACCGUAUGCGCCUGUGGCACGAGAAGACGAAUGAAGAUCAGACCCCACUCGAGAAUGAGAUGGGGGACUUGAACUUUGAUGAGAUGACCGAGGAUUACGCAUUCGAUGAGAUGGACGAAGAAGAAGAAGGGCCAUUCGAAUGGGUUGUAGCCUACCAAGCCCUACUCUCCGACAGUGAGGCGUACAAAUGGCUACUCAAUCGACUUCUCGGAGAAUUCCGUCUCGUUCAAACAGAGCCGAAUAGUAUUCAGACUAUUCGUGCGGAAAUUGCGAAGUUACUUCCACGGACCCAAAGAGUUAGCAGAAAGGAGACUCCGAAGAGCUCAACUGUUGUAUUUGACCUUGAUUGGGAUAUUCAUGCGUUCUUCGAGGAUCAAGCGUAUCGUAACAAGCCUGAAGAGGCGCUCGAAACCGUGAUCACUCUCACUGGAUCUUUCUUAGAUGCGCAGGCGGCAACUUGUGCGCAGUAUAUCCAACAGACCUGGCCAUCAACUGGACAGACGAUAACUGAACUCAUCAAAGGGGUUCUUGCCAGUGAGGAUGGAUCAUAUCAAUUUGAUUCAUCCGGCGGAUCAACCUUACGGGCCGUGAUUGCGAAACCAAGACUAAUGGUGGAGAUUUGCGGCGAUACAUGUUCUGUGAUAGAAGUUGGAGAACAACUAGCUUGGCUCGGAGCAGCGUUGAGGACAUCGCAGAGACAAGAAGGUGUUGUCUACUGCACGCCUCAGAUUUGUGACUUGCCCCAGGACAGCACAUUUCUACAGCGUUUCAAGUCACAGCCGCUAUCUGCAGGCUUCCUCUUCUGCCAAAUUGGCUUCACCCAAGAAGAUGUUCCAGUGUCUCCUGAGCCUAUGAAUGGCCGGUGCUGGCAUGAUGUUUUCAGAAAUCCAGUUAUCGUGCGAGGAUAUCCCAUUCGGCAGCGAGUCGAAUACGGUACAGGCCUAGAAAUGCCACUGAAUAUCAUGGCCGGCCUAGUUCAAACUCAGCAGGUUGAUCGAUUCAAAGAGAGGAUCUAUAUCAAGGGCUUCUCAACUAUGCUUAUUUUAACCAGGCGGAAGGAGGAUAGCCUCUACUGGCACUUGGUUUAUAACAAAGACGGAACUCGUAUAUCCUACCUGGAUGCGGAUGAGUAUAAAGCCGACCAAGCCCAUGAUAUCGCACAAUCGGAGCUAGAAAGUCUUCGCCAUGUAUUGGGAUGGUGCUCUGAAGCGAAAUUCUACGCCGGAUCGUCUGAAGCACAUCAUCCGGUUGCUCACUCUGGGCUCCCCAGAACCCAUCCGGGAUGUGCGUUAGCAGGCACAAAGGUCUCAUCCGGCCGGAUGAUCAAGGAUGGCCCUGAAUAUUCCAUUGGGUCGAAGGAUAAGCCGGUACAAAUUACCCAAAAAGGCACGAUACGGCGAUUGAAAUGGAUAUCCACCAAGUUCGUUCUCCUGUGGGACACACAUGAUGAACGAGGUUGGUUGGUUAAUGGCACAAGUGCUCUACUGCACGUGGUGAGAGCAUCGCUGUCUCAUGCAAGCAAAGAUCCCUUUCGAUCAGCUUUUCUUUUCAAGAACACGGAUAUGGAAGAAGCAGAAACACCAUUUACCGCCAACUCUGCCGUCGAGGUAUUGAUCAAUAAACACAACCGGAACCUCAGGCUCUAUGAGGACGAUGACGAAGAUGGGGGUUAUAUUUUUCUCAAAACUCAAAUUGACCACUUUUAUAGCCUCCUGGAGAAACUCAUAGAUCAUCAGGCCGACGUAUCCUCGAACAAUAAUCUCUCAUUGACUGAUAGGCCACGGAGAUACCUGGAAGGAUGGGACUUUGAGGAUCUGGUGACAGAUUGUGACCCUUUGCGUCCACGAGUAGCUACCAUACAACCGAUCGGCAAGGGGUGGGUUGAUUUUGUAAGAGAUAUUCAUGCCGUUGUGCUGCAUGGUCACGGCUUUGGUGACAUCAUACGACCAUCAGGCACAGGCUUGUGUGAGUACUGGGCGGAAUUGCCAAAAAAUCAGUUCUACGUUGCUAGUUGUCUCUCAGACCUGGAGCGUCUGAGCAAGGCAUCUGGAGGCCAAGACGAGCAUGAAUGGGUGACGAGAAAUUUGAUAUGCCACACGCCUACAACGCCCUUCAUGUUUUGCCAGUGCAAAGGCGGGUUAGGACAAGAUCAUAGCGAGCCAGUGCAGACGCUUUUCCCCUCAACGCUGUGUCAAGCCUUGCGCCCGAACGUACACCGACUGGAAUUGAGAGGCCCCGGGGCAAUUAUUUUUGGACACAACUCAGCCUUUCCUUGGAUAUGGGGCGACACUGGACCUCCUGAAGAAGGGGAAUUGAGGGGAACAGACAUGGCAUCCAGUUCAGUCUGUAAAGACACAGAUUCUUUCAAGGACAGUGGUAUUGGGUUUAGCCCUGGUCCAAGCACGAAACGCACCGGUACACCUUCGUCUACGACAAACACGAGGAGCUUGUCUGAAUCUGUGAGUGAGCUCCUCCUGCGCUCUAUGGGAGAAGAGUCGAUGGUUGCGAUAGAAAAAAGAGCGUACACCCGAGAUCGGUAUACAGUGGGGAUCAUAUGUGCUCUGUCUAAGGAGCUUAUGGCAGUCCGAGUACUCUUUGAUAGCAGACAUUCUGGUUUCAAGACAGGAGUCGCGGAUAGCAAUCAGUAUGCCCUCGGGGAGAUAGCGGGACAUCUGGUGGUCGCCGCAUGUCUCCCAGCCGGAGAGUAUGGAACCAACUCAGCGGCAAGUGUAGCGUCCAACAUGAAGCGCAGCUUUCCUUUCAUUCGGUUCUGCCUCUUGGUCGGUAUUGCCGGUGGAGCGCCAUCAGAAAAGAAUGAUGUUCGUCUUGGCGACGUCGUUGUUGGACUUCCUACCGGCACCAAUCCCGGCGUGUUCCAGUAUGAUCUCGGAAAAAGUAACGAAGACAACUCGUUCUGUCCUACUGGCGUGUUGCAACGCCCUCCUCGCGUUUUGACCAACGCGAUCAAUGCCUUGCAAUCGGACCCGGGGCUACGAACAGACCCGUUGGGACCUCACCUAGAGAGAAUCAUCAACCAUCUACCGGAGUACAGAUAUCCGGGGUCGGAACUGGACGUGCUUGUCCCAUCUUGCGGCAGUUCGUGUGAAUCUCGACAGAUAACUAAUACUUCCUGCCCUCAUAUUCGGCAACGCGCUCAACGUGCCACGAAUACACCUGUCAUUCACUAUGGCCUUAUCGCUUCCGGGAAUCGCGUGGUAAAGAACGCAGCGUUCCGUGACCAGUUGACGCGACAGCACGGUGCCCUAUGCUUUGAGAUGGAGGCUGCCGGUAUCAUCAAUACUGUGGAGUGUCUCGUCAUUCGUGGUAUCUGCGACUACUGUGACGGGGCAAAGAACGACACCUGGCAGGAAUAUGCGGCAGCAACAGCGGCGGCAUAUGCAAAGCUCUUGCUUGGUGUCGUGGCUCCGGUAGAGGAGGAUAAUGUUGGCGAGGAUUGGAGAAGUGGCGAUGAACCAAGAACGAAGAAGCGCAGAUGGAUAUCGUAA